Messenger RNA from Linum tenue, 431 nucleotides. The record is from the annotation of a GenBank genome assembly. NCBI's taxonomy places the organism in Eukaryota, Viridiplantae, Streptophyta, Magnoliopsida, Malpighiales, Linaceae.
AUCAAUUGAAGAUGAAAGAUGAAGAGGAGGGAAAUAUGUAUUCCGUCAAAUGUAAAGUUAUCAAGGUUAAGAAUGGGUGGUGCUAUGUUGGAUGUGGAACCUGUCCACAAAAACUUGAAGAAGAAUCAGAUGAGUACUUCUGUGGGACCUGUAUGACGACGUUAAAGACCACAACAUCAAGAUUCAGGAUACAACUUCGAGCCGCGGACAAAACAACUCAAGCAGACUUUGUUGUUCUGGAUCGAGAGAGUGCUCGAUUUUUUGGUAUAUCUGCUGAGAAACUAUUCCAAGACAACGAUCGAAUGAGAGGACCACCACCUGCUCAUCUACUACAAAUUGAGGGAAUGACUCUGAAAUUCGACAUCAAGCUCACUGAUUAUAACAUCGCAAACCCAACAAGUGAGUACACAAUUUGGAAGAUUGGGCUGGAG